CUUGCAAAUCUCAACGCGACUGCCCUUACCGGGCGCAGUUCCAACCCAUUCUUUCGACGCGAACAACUUAAAUUCUUACACGACACGCUACGUGGAGAGAUAAAUGCUAUUCGGGAUGCUCUUCGACAAGAUCAGCAUGUUACAGAUGCUGAGGCCACCAUGGAAAUCGCCAUUACGCUGAGACAUCUGAAAACGCAUUAUGCUGGGAUCGACCAGAAGGCAGAGCUCGAAAGUGAAUACAGGCCAACGAAGGCGAAAGAUGCUGCAGAUAGGAGAGAACCAUGGGGAGUGGUGUAUAUUGAACCAAAUUUGGGUCAUACCCCAUUCUUCAGCGUGAUCGAACCGCUAGGCACGGCGAUUGCAGCAGGCAGCUGCAUUGCAUUGAAGCUAGAGAACACUCCUCGAGCCUUGCCCUCGCUACUCCGAUCCCUCCUCCCUAAAGCACUACAGCCAGACGCGUUUCAGAUCAUCUCAACAUCACCACAAGAGGGGACAACAUCGAACGUUCUGUCGGUUCUGCAGGAAACAAACACUGAGCAAUCGAAUUACACUCGACUUGUCUCUGCCUCGGGCAGAGUUCUAGCCGUUGUCGAUCGAACGGCGAACCUCUCUUCAGCGGCAGAGGCUUUGGUAGCCGCACGCUUCAGCUUUGGCGGCACCUCGCCUUACGCGCCCGAUCUAGUCUUCGUCAACGAGUUCGUAAAACGGGACUUCGUAGAGCAAGUAUUGAAACAUGGGAUCCAACACCUCGCGGCGACCUCUUCGAACGCCGUGCCGAAUGCGAGUUCGCAAUCUAAGAAACGGACUACAAGCGACGCUUUGGAAACUUUCUCAGAAAGUAAGCACUGGCAUACAAACAUCAUUACGCAAGGAUCCACAGGCGCCAUCGUCGAGCUCACAAGCAAGAGCACGACGCACGUGCCUCUACCGCCUAGGUCCGACGCACCGGUACUUGCAAUCUCAGCAGUGUCAUCGCUAGAUCAUGCCAUCGAUAUCAUAAACAACGAUCUAGACGACCGUCUUAGCGCUGCGUACCACUUUGCUGCUCCCGCGCAUGCAAAGUACCUCUCCCAGUUCAUCCGCUCGGAGGUUACAUUCGUAAACCAUAUCCCUACCUCACUCCUCUUGGGACCAGGAGCACCUCUUUUCCACGAGUUCGACCUGGAGAACCGAUAUAAGAAAGAGCAAUUCCAAAGGGCAUCACCUGUACUGGUGAGACCUGCGAACACGACUACCAGUACCAGCAAGGACGCCGCGAAGCUGUUGGAGGACGCCGCGAAGGAGAUCAAGGAGCCGAAGCGCGCUGAGUCGAUAGCGAUUGGUUUCUUUGAGCAAGGUAUUCUGAUUGGACUGGGUGUAUUCGGUGUGCCAAUACUGACUUGUUUGGGUGCUUCGUUGUUUUUUGGUGUUAGGGCUGGGCUGAGGAGAUUU
Paraphaeosphaeria sporulosa is the source of this 1431-nucleotide messenger RNA. RefSeq names its product ALDH-like protein. The transcript has 2 exons. Gene Ontology annotation, molecular function: oxidoreductase activity, acting on the aldehyde or oxo group of donors, NAD or NADP as acceptor. The annotation marks the transcript as partial. The record is from RefSeq and is a predicted model, not a curated record. Lineage: Eukaryota; Fungi; Ascomycota; Dothideomycetes; Pleosporales; Didymosphaeriaceae.